UUCUCGGAUGCUGGUUUUGGUCCGCAGAAGUUACGUUUAAAAUAGAAGUGCUUUUCUGAUUUUAAGUUUCGUUUCCUAUCGGCACUGCCGGUUCUUCCUCUGGCUUCUUUUUCCAAAACCUAGUCUUCAGGGGAACAGACAACGCCAGCCAUGGACUCUCGGCGCGGAAAGGCAACACCGGCAGCUCCGAAGGCCGGAGUCGCGGUCCCCAAGGCUUCCACGCGGAGUUCUAGGGGGUCCCCGACGGAAGCCAGGGAGCUUCCAGCUGCCCCCAAGGCCGCCCAGCCCCGCGCCGGGAGGUGCGGCGCCGGCAGGGACUCAGGAGCCCGGCGGAAGCAAGGAGCCCCGAUGGAAGCCAGCGAGCCUCCAGCUGCCCCCAAGUUCGCCCAGCCCUGCGCGGGGAGGUGCGGCGCCGGCGGGGACUCAGGAGCCCGGCGUAAGCAAGGAGCCCCGAUGGAAGCCAGCGAGCCUCCAGCUGCCCCCAAGGCCGCCCAGCCCCACGCCGGGAGGUGCGGCGCCGGCGGGGACUCAGGAGCCCGGCGGAAGCAAGGAGCCCCGAUGGAAGCCAGCGAGCCUCCAGCUGCCCCCAAGUUCGCCCAGCCCUGCGCGGGGAGGUGCGGCGCCGGCGGGGACUCAGGAGCCCGGCGGAAGCAAGGAGCCCCGAUGGAAGCCAGCGAGCCUCCAGCUGCCUCCAAGUUCGCCCAGCUCUGCGCGGGGAGUUGCGGCGCCGGCGGGGAGUCAGGAGCCCGGCGGAAGCAAGGAGCCCCGAUGGAAGCCAGCGAGCCUCCAGCUGCCUCCAAGUUCGCCCAGCCCUGCGCGGGAAGUUGCGGCGCUGGCGGGGAGUCAGGAGCCCGGCGGAAGCAGAGCGCCCCGGAGUCCCGGGAGAUGCCGCCGGUCCGCGAGCUGGGGGCCCGCCCCAAAAAGAAGGCUCCGCGCGCCGAGGAGCCGGAGGGGCUGGGGGCGGCGGCGGCGGAGGUGGAUUCGUUCACGCCCCCAGGGCCGCCACUCCGCAGGGCUGCAUCCCUUCGCGAGGGGAGUGCGCGCUGCUCUCGGGAGCGGAUACCCCAGCCCUGGCCCGCGAAGGAUCCCAGCUGCGGCCUGGCACUGCCCGCGGCGUGUGCCUGCAGCCCGAAAGCGACGCCCGGGGCCUGUAAGCUGCGGGGGGUGCUGGACACGUUGAGGUUGAGGGCCGCAGACAUCUCCGCAGCGGCUGAUGUGGUGAACCGGGUGGUGAGACACCUGCUGGAUAGCCUGCGGAGGGGCGAGUCCGAGUUCAAAGGCGUCGCGCUGCUGGGCACCGGGAGCUACUACGAGCACGUGAAGAUUUCUGCACCCAAUGAAUUUGAUGUCAUGUUUAAAUUGGAAGUCCCCAGAAUUCAACUAGAAGAAUAUGAAAACAGUGGUACACAUUACUUCGUGAAGUUCAAAAGAAAUCCAAAAGAAAAUCCUCUGAAUCAGUUUUUAGAAGGGGAAAUAUUAUCAGCUUCUAAGAUGCUGUUAAAAUUUAGGACAAUUAUUAAGGAAGAAAUUCAAAAUAUUGCAGAUGUAGAAAUCACUAUGGAGAGGAAGAAAAGAGGGAGCCCUGCUGUAACGCUUCUCAUUAGAAAACCUAAAGAAAUAUCUGUGGAUAUAAUCCUGGCUUUGGAAUCAAAAAGUAGCUGGCCUGCUAGAACCCAGGAAGGCAUGCCCAUCGAUAAAUGGCUUGGAGCAAAAGUCAGGACCAAACUAAGACAACAACCAUUUUACCUUGUACCCAAGCAUGCGAAGGAAGGACGUGGUUUUCAAGAAGAAACCUGGCGGUUAUCCUUCUCUCAUAUUGAAAAAGAGAUUUUGAAUAAUCAUGGACACACCAAAACGUGCUGUGAAGAUGGCGGAGUGAAAUGCUGCAGGAAAGAUUGCUUAAAACUAAUGAAAUACCUUUUAGAGCAGCUGAAAAAAAAGUUUGAGACCCGAAAAGGACUGGAUAAAUUCUGUUCCUACCACGUGAAAACCGCCUUCUUCCACGUUUGUACCAAGGACCCUGAUGACAGUCGGUGGUGCCUCCAAAAUCUGGAGUUGUGCUUUAAUACUUGUGUGAUGUACUUCCUUCAUUGCCUCAGGGAAAAACAACUCCAGCAUUAUUUUAUUCCUGAAGUCAACCUAUUCUCUCAAGAGCAAAUUGACAAAACAAGUAUAGAAUUUCUGUCAAAGCAAAUUGAAUAUGAAGUAAACAAUGGAUUUCCAGUUUUUGAGACUUAAGAAUAACAAUCGGAAUGUUUGAAAUGUAUUAUAGCAGUGGUGGACUAUGAUGAAUGUAUUAGGUUAUUACCUAUGAAAUAUCCCAUUCCCAUUUCCUUAGGUUCUAAGUUUGACAGUUGAUACCCGACACUUCACUUGGACACUUCUUAUUUUCUUUGUAUUGUGAAAGUACAUCCUGAGUCUUUCAAAUGCAUGUUUUGGCUUGUGAUUAUCUUUUAAUUUUUUUUUUUUUUGUAGAGACAGAGUCUCACUUUAGGGCCCUCGGUAGAGUGCCGUGGCCUCACACAGCUCACAGCAACCUCCAACUCCUGGGCUUAAGCGAUUCUCCUGCCUCAGCCUCCCGAGUAGCUGGACUACAGGCGCCUGUCACAACGCCCGGCUAUUUUUUGGUUGCAGUUUGGCCGGGGCUGGGUUUGAACCUGCCACCCUCGGUAUAUGGGGCUGGCGCCCCACCGACUGAGCCACAGGCGCCGCCCUAUCUUUUAAUUUUUUUAGAUCAAUUUUUGGAAACCAUGGAUAAGUCAAAAAUUCAUCUUAUUUUUAAAUAUGAGUUCCAUCGUAGAACCAAUAUUAACAGUGUUUAUUAUCAAAAUAUUAAUAGCGUUUGGGAAGGAUGUGGCUGAUGAACGUACAGUACCGUUGAUGGUUUGAGAAGCUGCAUUACAGUGAUUUUAUUAUUGAAAAUGAGCCACGUGGGGGACCUGAGGCCGAAGUGGAUAAUGAUGAGCUGAAAGCUGGAGUAGAAGCAAAUCCAUCUGAACAUGCGUGCGAAUCAGCAGCAAGGUUUGACGUUACUAUUCCAACAUUGGACCAUUGGAAACAAAUCAGCAAAGGAAAGAAGCUGGAUCGGUUCCACAUGAAUUAAAUGAGCAUCAUAAGGUAAUGCAAGCUGGAAGCUUGGCCUCACUUUGCUGUCACAACAUAAAGGUGAACCAUUUCUGCUCUGUAUUGUUACGAGUGAUGAAAAGUGGAUUCUUACUGACAAUUGCAAGCAUUCAGCACAAUGGCUGGAUAAAGAUGAAGAGCCAAAACAUGGUCCAAAAUCAGGUAUUCAUCAGAAAAAGCUAAUGGAGGGCAGCGCCCAUGGCUCAAAGGACUAGGGCACCUACCUCAUAUGCCAGAGGUGGCGUGUUCAAACCCAGCCCCGGCCAUAAACUGCAAAAAGAAAAGAAAAAGCUAUUGGUGUCUUUGGUGGUCCAGUGCUGGUAUUACUCAUUACAGCUUCAUGAAACCCCGUCAGUCGAUGACAGUGGAAGUCUACUGCACCCAAGUGGACGACAUGAUGAGGAUGCUUGCAAGCAGGUGAGAUUAGUCAACAGACACAGGCCAGUCCUCUGGAGCCAACGCUUAACCGCAUGUCGCAUGAACAAUGUUGUUAAAACUGCAGAAGCUGGACUUGAGAACUCUGUCAUCCACCGUACUCACCAGACCCCACACCAGCUGACUACCACUUCUUCCAGGCUUUGGACCUCUUCUUGCUAGGAAAAUUGUUCAAUUCUCAACAAGCUGGGGAAAACCCCUCAUGAUUUCGUCGCCACUCUGUGUCCAGGCUUCGCCACCGGCAUACACUGGAGAACAUUAAGAUGGCAAAACUGUGUCGAUAGUUUAGGACGUACUUGGAUUAAUUGUACUGCUUCAUGUUUGAGGUAACCACACUUUAGAUUCAAAAUCAGACAUUUGAUAUUUAAUGAGCUAAAUAACAAUUAUCCAGUUAUCAGUUGUAAUAAACUCUAAGCAAUAUUCUAGGAAAGAGAUUAGUCAAGGAAUAAGAAGCAAAAGGACUAUUUAACAUCUAAAAACAUUACCAGGCCUGGCACCUAUAGCUCAGCAGCUAGGGUGCCAGCCACAUACACUGGAGCUGGCGGGUUCAAAUCCAGCCCGGGCCUGCCAAACAGUGACAACUACAACCAAAACAAAAUAGCCGGGUGUUAUGGCAGGCACCUAUAGUCCCAGCUACUUUGGAGGCUGAGGCAAGAGAAUUGCUUAAGCCCAAGACUUUGAGGUUGCUGUGAGCUGUGAUGCCACAGCACUCUACCAAGGGUGACAUAAUGAGACUUUGUCUCUAAAAAGGAAAAAUAAAAUAAAAAAUAAAUAAAUUUUUAAACAUUACUAGAUAGGAAUAAAGGAUGAAAUACAUAUCACCUUAAUUAAAUGUGUCAAGUUUACUUAUUGAACACUAGUUCUCACCUAGCAUAGGUGUAUGGGAAGCUGUCAGGAAAAAUAUUAGAAAUGAUCCUUGUCUAUAAAACUUCAAGGCCUUGGGCGGUGCCUGUGGCUCAGUGAGUAGGGCACCAGCCCCAUAUACUGAGGGUGGCGGGUUUAAACCCAGCUCCAGCCAAAAACUGCAACAAAACAAAACAAAACGAAAUAGCUGGGCGUUGUGGUGGGCGCCUGUGGUCCCAGCUGCUCAGGAAGCUGAGGCAAGAGCAUCGCCUAAGCCCAAGAGCUAGAGGUUGCUGUGAGCUGUGAUGCUACAGCACUCUACUGAGGGCGACAAAGUGAGACUGUCUCUAAGAAGAAAAAAAUUCGAGUCUUUGUUCAACCAUCAAAUGUAUUUGGAAGUUCUGUUCUACAUGUAGUAUAGGAAGGAAGGGGCUGAAAAACUAAUUGUCUACAUUAUCUUGGCACACUUCAGGAAUCACAUGAUCUUACAGAAAAUAGAGUGUUUUUCAAUAUAUGUGACUAAAUAUAAAACAUAACUUUUUUUUUUUCAGUAAUA
Molecule: messenger RNA, 4957 nt
Organism: Nycticebus coucang (slow loris)
Lineage: Eukaryota; Metazoa; Chordata; Mammalia; Primates; Lorisidae
Gene: CGAS
Product: cyclic GMP-AMP synthase
Exons: 5
Coding region: 151-2238 (695 amino acids)
Biological process (GO): positive regulation of type I interferon production; positive regulation of defense response to virus by host; DNA damage response
Cellular component (GO): cytosol; site of double-strand break; nucleus
Molecular function (GO): 2',3'-cyclic GMP-AMP synthase activity; chromatin binding; double-stranded DNA binding
Source: RefSeq, a predicted model, not a curated record